This is a messenger RNA of Acanthocheilonema viteae, 447 nucleotides long. Lineage: Eukaryota; Metazoa; Nematoda; Chromadorea; Rhabditida; Onchocercidae. The record is from the annotation of a GenBank genome assembly.
AUGCGACGAUUGUUUGGUCAUCAAAGAGCUCAUCAUCAAUCAUCUAAUGAUGAACAAAGCUCAGCGCCACUAAAUGAUGGUCAGUUGUUCGGGACUGAUACGAGCAACAGUGAAUCGAGCGAUUUAGAACUAUUGGAUGAAGGAUUGCAUGGAAAUGAUGGUUCUGUACAAUUAAUCAACAGCAGCAGCAAUAACAAUAGCAAUAACAACAGCAAUAGCAACAACAAUAACAGUAACAAUAACAAUAACAACAACAAUAAUCGCGCUAGUAGUAGCCAUCUUUCUAGGCAACAUCAUCGAAUCUCUCGAGCAAAACGUAACAAAUGGGCGAUGCGUUCCGGUGCCAAUACAGUUGCAAAUUUACGAUCUAAACGAUAUCAAAUGUUGAAAACAGAAGGAAAUACACAAUUUCGUAUACAUCCAACAAUUCGAGCUAGGCAAAAUCAG